Messenger RNA from Oryzias latipes (Japanese medaka), 1625 nucleotides. RefSeq names its product LIM domain binding 3b (gene ldb3b). Gene Ontology annotation, cellular component: Z disc; adherens junction; stress fiber. The record is from RefSeq and is a predicted model, not a curated record. Gene Ontology annotation, biological process: actin cytoskeleton organization; muscle structure development; heart development. Gene Ontology annotation, molecular function: actin binding; muscle alpha-actinin binding. NCBI's taxonomy places the organism in Eukaryota, Metazoa, Chordata, Actinopteri, Beloniformes, Adrianichthyidae.
GACCCACCCACUGCACCACCACCACCGCCUUAGUGUGUUUGUCCUGAGCGCUGGGAGCAGACAAGGAGACACUGUCGUGAAGUCCGGGCUGACCGAGGGGGGAAGUCACCGCUGAGGCCACUGACUGGGACAAAAGGAUAGCAGAACAAGGGCACACAGGACAGGGGGAAGAAGCGCACCGCUGCAAGGAGUUGGAAGCAGGAGUGCUGACAUUUGACAGAAGAUGAGCACGUACACAGUGACUCUGAAUGGCCCUGCUCCAUGGGGCUUCAGACUACAGGGAGGAAAAGACUUCAACAUGCCACUAACUAUCUCCAGGAUAACUCCUGCCAGCAAGGCAGCGGGUGGCAGCCUGGCCCAGGGCGACAUCAUCACAGCCAUUGAUGGAGUCAGCACCGAGGGGUUGACACACCUGGAGGCCCAGAACAAGAUCAAGUCCGCAACAAACAAACUGACACUCACAAUGCAGAAAUCAAGACGUCCAGCUCCAGUCCCCACGGCAACUCCGAGAAUGGACUCGCCCAUGACUGUCAUCGCACAUCAGAAGGUUAUCGCAAACACAGCUGGAAAUGUGGAGUAUUCUCCCAGCUUCAACCCCAUCGCUUUCAAAGACUCUGCCCUCUCCACUCACAAGCCCAUUGAAGUGAGGGGUCCCGGAGGAAAGGCCACCAUCGUUCACGCUCAGUACAACACACCCAUCAGCAUGUACUCACAGGACGCCAUCAUGGAUGCAAUAGCAGGACAGUCGCAGGCCAAAGGACACGAAAGUGAGGAGGCCGGCUCUCCCCUGUCUGGGGUUCUGCCUGUUAAGGAGCCUGUGGUGGAUUGUGCGUCCCCUGUAUAUCAGGCAGUCAUCAGGCCUGGAGACACGAACCAGGACAUGUCUGAGUGGGCUCGGCGUGCUGCCAACCUGCAGUCUAAAAGCUUCAGGAUCCUGGCCCACAUCACUGGCACUGAAUAUCUGCAAGAUCCUGAUGAGGAAGCUCUGCAGAAGUCAAGAGAAAGGUUUGAGUCUGAAGUCAAAGGGCCACGCUUUGCCAAGCUGAAGAACUGGCACCACGGAUUGUCUGCACAGAUCCUCAACAUCCAGGAGUAAAGAGAAGCAAAGCGAGAGGGGAAAAAGACAAAAGCAAGAAAGGACAUGUAAACAUGGGCGAAACCUUCAGAGUUGACAGGAAAUAAAAAGGGAGUGGAAGAGGCGAAAACUCCUCAGGAAUGUGAGAUCUGUGUAUCUUAGAUUAGAUUAGUGGAAUGUGAAGUAGCACAUGUUAGCGUGUGAAUACUUUUAUGUUGAAAUGCUUAAAUAUCAAAUAUAUCUGUCUGCUGCUAAAACCGUAUCUCACAUUUGGGUUUUUUUCUUUUUCUUUUUCCUGAUGAUUUGCGUUCUCCAUCUCUGAAGAAAAAAGUGUUGUACAAAACGAGGAGCAUCUAAGUGAAAAUGCAGAAAUCACGACAGAAACUAUGUUCAGAAAUGCAUGAGUUUCAACCCUGUUCGCACGUUUGCCUGAUGUCACAGUAGGACAAAUAUGUUCAGAGAUAUUUAUCUUCAUACACCAAUACAGUAUGUAAAAAAUGCACUCAAAAAUGUACUGAUGUUAAUGUGAAUAAAUGUUUUCUUAAAUCUA